Messenger RNA from Ochlerotatus camptorhynchus, 1279 nucleotides. It is a transcript of the gene Trmt61, whose product is annotated as tRNA methyltransferase 61. Gene Ontology annotation, molecular function: tRNA (adenine(58)-N1)-methyltransferase activity. Gene Ontology annotation, cellular component: tRNA (m1A) methyltransferase complex; nucleus. Lineage: Eukaryota; Metazoa; Arthropoda; Insecta; Diptera; Culicidae. Gene Ontology annotation, biological process: tRNA methylation. The record is from RefSeq and is a predicted model, not a curated record. The transcript has 3 exons. Bases 80 to 1015 code for a protein of 311 amino acids.
ACGUGCACACCGCACCAGUUUAGUUUAGUGCUUUUUGAUUUCUCAUUGAUUGUACGUGAUUAAACAUUCGAUUUAUAGCAUGAGUUUCGCCGGACCGAAAUCCGUCAUCGAGGAAGGAGACACGGUUAUCGUAUACCUCACGGUGACGAACUUGUACGCGAUCGAAGCCGUUCCGCAAAUUAAGAACAAGAAGGGUGAAUUGGUCGAGCACGUCUUCCAGACGAAUUUCGGCGCCCUGAAAGUGAAGGACAUCAUCGGUGUUCAGUAUGGAUCGAAGGUGGAACUCUCCAGAGGCUGGGCCCACGUCCUGCAGCCCAAUGCGGAACUGUGGACUCAAACCUUGCCGCAUCGUACGCAAAUUCUCUACACACCGGACAUCAGUAUGAUCCUGUACCAGCUAGAAGUCAAACCCGGUAGCGUUGUGGUCGAAUCGGGAACCGGUUCCGGAUCGCUUUCGCACUAUUUCCUACGGGCCAUCCGACCGACCGGAUUCCUCUUUACCUUUGACUUUCACGAGGAACGGGUACAGAAAGCUCAAGAUGAAUUCAACUCGCACGGGUUGGGCGAUUACGUUAAGGUGACGCACCGGGAUGUUUGCGAGGAGGGAUUUGGUGAAGAAGUCGCCGGCAAAGCUGAUGCCGUAUUCCUGGAUCUACCGGCCCCCCAGCUGGCAAUACCAUACGCGGUUAAAGCCAUGAAGGAUGCAGGUGGUCGCCUCUGCUCGUUCUCCCCGUGCGUCGAACAAUCGCUCCGGGUAUGCGAAGCACUCGAGCAGUACGGAUUUGUGGAUGUUGUCAAUCUGGAAGUGCUGCAGGUGGAAGAUAUCGUUCGGACGAAAAACGUACCCGUAAUGGAUCUGGAGUUUUUGAAGCAGAAGAAAGCCGAUACGGAUUCGAAGGAUGCCAAAACGCCGAAGGAGACGAAAAAGUACAUCACCUCCAGCGCACCGAACACGAUGGCCGGACACACGGGAUACUUGACGGUGGCGGAACUGCCUCCGCUGUUUGCGCGGUAGCUUUGUCGAUACGAACGGUACAUAUUUCCUAAGAUGCUGUAAUGUUAAUUGUUCUGCCUGUCGGUAUUUUAUGAGAUAAAUAAGCAGAUCAUUUCUCAAUUUGGUAAACCCUAUGCUGUUGAGCGAUACCUAUUACAAUACUCUUUUUACAGCUUCAAUCCCAGCUUGUUCUCACUCGUCUCGUUAAAGGUAUACUUGUUGGCCGUCCAUUGUUCUUCUAUAUUCGGGAGUAUCCGCUGCUCUGAUCUCACCGAAUGACCUUCC